Molecule: messenger RNA, 790 nt
Organism: Rhopilema esculentum
Lineage: Eukaryota; Metazoa; Cnidaria; Scyphozoa; Rhizostomeae; Rhizostomatidae
Source: RefSeq, a predicted model, not a curated record
CAUUCACACACGUGUUUGCUUACACUAACCAGAAUAGGUUUUCGAUUUAAUGGUCCUCAAACAUAGAUGAAGAUGCACACUUGCAAUUUACGUUACACUAACAAACUCUCUUGAUGCACUGCCGUAUCUACCCCUGGUGCCUCUCUGCACACACACGAGAUCUUGCAGAAUAAGACGACUACUGCCGAGUGCUUAAUACAACUGCCAACUUUAGACCUGGUCUAAGGAAAAUAUAACAUGAAAGUGCAGCAUCAGAUCGUUUUAGCGAUUAUUCUUUUCGCUUACAUACGAAUGGCAAUAUCCCACAAAAAAUACAAAGAGUGCCAUCCUUAUUGUGGACGUACUCCAGACAGUGGUCAAUGUAAGAAGGGAAGGUGCCUUUGCAUGUGGACAAUGACCGGACCAUUUUCCAGAUACAUCAAGAAGGGGAAAAAGAAAGGAAGGAUUGAAGCUGCAUUUUGUGAAUGGAAAUGUGAUUAUUCCAAAAAAGAGCAAAACCCAAAGUGUGUUGACAACUAUGGAAUCGAAGAAGGAAACUCAAGUGGAAGUGAUUCAGAUUCUGAUGAUUGUGAGGACUAUGAGCUAAUGGGAUGAAAAAGAUGUGAUUGCUCUUUAUGUGUAUAAAUGAUGGUUCAAGUCUUUCAUUUGUAGCAACCAGUUAAAAUGAAUGAUACACAACAUUUUGCCGCAUACAAAUCUUGUUACCAUUGUCAAUAAAAGCACAAAAGCUUUGCCAUUAAUUAGAGUCAUGGUUUAUAAAUAUUAGAAUUCAUCUGAAUUUAUCUGGCAA